Messenger RNA from Eucalyptus grandis, 1956 nucleotides. RefSeq names its product sodium transporter HKT1. Gene Ontology annotation, molecular function: monoatomic cation transmembrane transporter activity. Gene Ontology annotation, cellular component: plasma membrane. The record is from RefSeq and is a predicted model, not a curated record. The transcript has 3 exons. Bases 32 to 1681 code for a protein of 549 amino acids. NCBI's taxonomy places the organism in Eukaryota, Viridiplantae, Streptophyta, Magnoliopsida, Myrtales, Myrtaceae. Gene Ontology annotation, biological process: transmembrane transport; monoatomic cation transport.
CAAUUUCGUUCUUGUACGAUAAUAAGUAAAAAUGACGAGCCUUUCUUGUUUAGGCAAAGAAGUUGUGUUUCUUUGUAGUGCUUCAUGGCUCAAACUAGCCUGCAUCUGUAGGUCCUUUUGCUUCCUCUUUUCUUGCUUUCUCCGCUUCCUGCUCCUCCAAGUCAACUCCUUCUGCAUCCAAGUUUUUUAUUUCGUCUUCCUCUCGUUCCUCGGCUUCUGGGUCCUCAAGGCCUUGAGGCCACGGACAAAUUCCUAUAGGCCUAGGGACUUGGAUCUGUUCUUCACCUCCGUCUCUGCGACAACUGUCUCGAGCAUGUCCACGGUGGAGAUGGAGGUCUUCUCCAACUCCCAGCUUGUCGUGAUGACCGUACUGAUGUUCAUCGGGGGUGAGGUCUUCGUCUCCCUAGUUGGGCUUCAUCUUAGGAAAUCAAAGCUCCGGUGGCACAUCAAAACCGAAGAACAGGUCACCUGCGUCAAUAGCGAUCUCUGCCCUUCCAACCCUACAAACGACAAAGUUGAACACAUAGAGAUAGGUGUAGUAGAGAAAUUAGAUUGCCUGAACUCACAAGUAGAGCCUCAAUUGUACAGUCAGCAAGGCGAGUCCUUAGAUCUUGACUAUUUGCAAUAUUGUUCGGUUAGGUUUUUGUGUUUUGUAGUGUUAGGUUAUCUUCUGGGAGUCCACGUUCUCGGCGUUGCCACGGUUUCACUCUAUAUGGCAUUUAUUUCUAGCGCCAGAGAUGUGCUAAAGAAGAAGGGUCUCAAAAUGGUGACCUUUUCCGUCUUCACCGUUGUGUCAACCUUCGCUAGUUGUGGGUUUGUCCCGACGAACGAAAACAUGAUUGUCUUCAGCAAAAACUCCGGCCUCCUGCUACUUCUCAUCCCUCAGGUUCUUCUCGGGAACACGCUGUUCCCAUCGACCUUACGAUUCAUGCUUUGGCUCAUGGGGAGAUUCACCAAGAAAGCGGAAAUCAAAUACUUGUUGAGUAGGACAAGUGAAGUUGGUUACAAGCACUUGCUUCCGAGCCUCCAUUCAUCACUAUUGGUGGUCACCGUGUUGGGGUUCGUUGGUGUCCAGUUUAUAAUGUUUUGCUUGAUGCAGUGGCAUUCGGAAUCGUUGAAUGGAUUAAGCUCGUACGAAAAGAUCGUCGGCGUGAUCUUUCUGUGCGUGAACACCAGACAUACGGGCGAGACGAUCGUCGAUCUGUCCACAGUUGCUCCUGCCAUCUUGGUGGUAUUCGUCGUCAUGAUGUACCUUCCGCCGUACACAUCGUUUCUACCGGUGAAAGGUGGGGAGAGGCUCCCGGGAAACGGCGAUCGAAGAAAGCCAAAGAGGAGUUAUAAACUACUGUUGGAGAAUCUCAAAUUGUCACAGCUCUCCUACCUGGCCAUCUUUAUCGUCAUGAUUUGCGUAACAGAGAGGAAAAAGAUGAAGGAAGAUCCCCUCAAUUUCAAUGUGUUGAACAUUGUGGUUGAAGUGAUAAGCGCAUACGGAAAUGUAGGGUUCACGAUGGGCUACAGUUGCCAACGACAGCUAAAGCCCGUUGAAGGCUGCGAGGACAAGUGGUAUGGAUUCUCUGGGAAAUGGAGCGAUCAAGGCAAAAUCAUCCUCAUCAUCGUCAUGAUUUUUGGAAGAUUAAAAAAGUUCAACAUGAAGGGUGGUCAAGCCUGGGUACUCUUCUGAGAAAGACAAAAGAACUCUUCUCGCCCUAAGAGCAAGCAAACAGAACAUCACUAGGUUUAAAUACCAGGGCAAAAUCAUCCUCCAACUAGUCAAGUCUUAUGACUUUGCUUCCCCAACUUCUUCUUCUUCUUCUUUUUGGCCUUGUCCAGUACACAAGGUGUUCUAACCGUAAAAAUUAACAUGUCUGAGUUGGAGCAUCACUAUAUUUAGAGACCAUAUUGUAGAUAUUCCAUGCCAAAAUAUUGCACGUGAGACUUGACCGUAAUGGAAAAUUC